GUCUAAUAUGAGGAGAACUGGCACUCGCGGGUUAGUUCCGGGUUUCCGGACUGGUUGCAGUAAUAAUCUUUGACCAUGCGGGGCGCUCGUAGGCGAGUCCAGAAUGAAUGGGAGCCAACGGGGUUUUAUCCUCAGAAUCCACUUUUCUCACGAUGUGUUCAAAAAAUGCGAUGACGUCACACUGUCAGAGGUACUGCUUUACGGCACUUCCUUUUCCCCGCAACGUGGAGCAUUGUGUCGUCAUUCUGUAUCAACAUCUUUCCUGUAAUCCAGCCUGUGGGUGGGUAAUCAAUACAGAGAGCCCAAACACAACCAUGGCGGAAAAUGGGGAGUCUGGAAAGCCUGUGGAGAGGAGAGGGAGAUUAACUGUGGUGCUGGUGUUGGCAACGCUGGUAUCUGCAUUUGGUUCAUCAUUCCAGUAUGGUUAUAAUGUGGCUGUGAUCAACUCUCCAUCACCGUUCAUGCAGCAGUUCUAUAACACCACCUACAUGGAGCGUUACGGCAGGCCGAUGGAGGGGAACUUCCUAACUCUGCUGUGGUCUCUCUCUGUGUCCAUGUACCCGCUAGGAGGCUUCUUUGGCUCCCUGAUGGUGGCCCCUCUGGUCAACAAACUAGGGAGGAAGGGCACCCUCCUCUUCAACAACAUAUUUUCCAUCGUACCUGCUAUAAUGAUGGGAGUCAGUGAGAUCGCCAAGUCCUAUGAGAUCAUCAUCGUGGCUAGGUUUAUAGUGGGCAUCUGUGCAGGUCUGUCAUCCAACGUGGUUCCCAUGUAUCUGGGAGAACUGGCUCCCAAAAACCUGAGGGGAGCCCUUGGUAUCAUCCCACAGCUCUUCAUCACUAUUGGCAUCCUCAGUGCACAAGUGCUGGGCAUCAGACACAUACUGGGCAACAGCACAGGUUGGACCCUCAUGCUGGGUUUGACCGGUAUCCCCGCCCUGGUAGAGCUGCUGCUGCUGCCCUUCUUCCCAGAGAGCCCCAGGUACAUGCUCAUCCAGAGAAGGGAUGAGAAGACAGCGAAGAAAGCGCUGCAGCGUCUGCGUGGCAGCGAAGACGUGGACGCAGAGCUUUCAGAGAUGCGUCUGGAGGACCAGUCGGAGAGGGCCGAGGGACACUUGUCUGUCCUCAGCCUGCUUUCACAGCGCUCCCUUCGCUGGCAGCUGGUCUCUAUCAUCGUCAUGAACAUGGGCCAACAGCUGUCGGGGGUCAACGCGAUCUACUACUAUGCAGAUAGCAUAUAUGCCACUGCAGGAGUCAACCAGAAUGAUAUCCAGUAUGUCACCGUGGGAACAGGUGCAGUGAAUGUCUUCAUGACCAUAGCUGCUGUCUUCAUCGUGGAGGCCUGGGGACGACGGCUGCUCCUCCUCUGUGGGUUUGGGAUCUGCUGUGUGGCCUGUGUGCUGCUCACUGUCGCACUCAACUUCCAGGAGAGCGUGACGUGGAUGCCCUACAUCAGCAUCACCUGUGUCAUCAUCUACGUCAUAGGACACGCCAUAGGACCCAGUCCCAUUCCUUAUGUGGUGACCACUGAGAUGUUCAGGCAGUCGGCCAGGCCCGCUGCCUUCAUGGUCGCAGGCUCCGUCCACUGGCUCUCCAACUUCACUGUUGGCCUCGCCUUCCCCUUCCUAGAGAGAGGUCUGGGCUCUUACAGCUUUAUCAUUUUCUCCUUCAUCUGUCUGGUCACGCUGAUCUACAUCUGGCUGGUGGUCCCGGAGACCAAGAACAAAACCUUCCUGGAGAUAUGCCAGAUGUUCGCCAAGAGGAACAGAGUCGAGAUCAAACUGGGUGAUGGGGAUCUGCCGCUGAAAGAGAGCAAAGAAAGCCUGGAGGAAGUAGCGAAGGUCACGGCCUUCUGAAGAAAAAUGAGACGAUUCAGAGGAGAGGAAGUCUUCACUAUGGGGAGGAUUGUGAUGGACUGGAAAUGUCUUAAUUUAGCCUCUUUUUUUCUAUUUCACAAGGAAUCUUACAUAAUCGCUUUGUCUGUGUGGCUAUAAGAUCUUUAAGAUAUUGAAACUGCAUGCAGCCUUAUAGAGGUGUGAAUGGGUCCUUGAGUCAUUAAACAAACCAACAAGUCA
Anoplopoma fimbria (sablefish) is the source of this 2072-nucleotide messenger RNA. Its product is annotated as solute carrier family 2, facilitated glucose transporter member 5-like. NCBI's taxonomy places the organism in Eukaryota, Metazoa, Chordata, Actinopteri, Perciformes, Anoplopomatidae. Bases 108 to 1853 code for a protein of 581 amino acids. The record is from RefSeq and is a predicted model, not a curated record. The transcript has 14 exons. Gene Ontology annotation, cellular component: membrane. Gene Ontology annotation, biological process: monosaccharide transmembrane transport. Gene Ontology annotation, molecular function: hexose transmembrane transporter activity.